AUGCUGUCUUGUCUUCCUGGUAUCGUCGUCGAUGAUGUCGCUCCCCCGGCUGCGAAACGGCGGCGCCUAAAUACUACCCCUCAUGCAGGACGCAUCGCAAUUGAGCACCUCUGCAAUGGAUCCGAGUAUGCACACUCAGCACACACAACACCAGCACCAUCCCCUAUUUGCGCUGCUGUAGAGGAGGUAUACGAAACCACCUUGAUUUGCUAUGGCAUGAUAUCGGAUUUGACAGUAAACGUUCCCCUGCACCACCUCACCUCCAAUGUCUCGACCCAACACCCGAUACACUUUGAACCUCCUCGCACACUUAGGUGUCGCGUUGCCAAUGCGCCCAUCGGACGACUAGACGACUUUGCGGGCGAGUUGCUACUGAGGCUGGUUGACGACGACGACCUCAUCCUACAAUUUCUACUCUCGUCGACUCCAAUCACUCCCGCAGCCGAGAGGAAGUCAGCCAAAAACGGUUCAAAAUUUCUUGGAGUCAUCAUAUAUGGGCCAAGAUACCGCCUCAAUGACGUUGGCGAUUUUAUGACCCAGGCUGGCUGCUACUUGGAUGAUCCUGUUGGUUGUGAUCGCAACGUCCCAUACAUGAACCCUCAAUGUCUAUUCAGCCUUCACGAACAACCACCAAUGACGUUUGAGCUACUGCAGCCUCAGCAGCCACAUAUUCACGAUUACUCAAGAGCUUCUCUUGAUGUUUUAUCUGGCUUCGAGACUACCGAUGAUCUCGAGUUAUCGACUACCCCAGCAGCUCUGCGCACUAAAUUGAAAUCACAUCAGAGACAAGCUUUGACUUUCUUCUUGAGGCGCGAACAAGGGUUGCAUCCGAACGAGGAUGGUUUCGGUAUAUGGUUGCGGAAAUGGAAUGAAGGGAAGUCUAUUUUCGUGAACACCAUGACAGAUGAGGCACAAUUUGCUCCAGGCCCUAUGUGGCGCGGUGGAUUGCUUGCUGAUGAGAUGGGUCUUGGGAAGACGCUAAGCAUGAUUGCUUUGGUUGCUGCGGACCAAGAUAACACUUUGAACGAUAAGUCAUUCACGGGCCACCCUAUAUACGGCGCUUCUAUAAGCUCAACUCUUAUAGUAGUGCCGCUGAGCUUGUUCAGUGUCUGGGAAUCGCAGUUGAGAAGUCAUGUGCACGACGGCAGAUUGACAUGGUUCAUGCACCAUGGAAAACAGAGAUUUAACUCGAAGAGCAAGGAAGUACUGCCCGACAUAGUUUUUACCACUUAUCAGACAAUUGAGAGAGAGCAUCGUAAUUGUGCUCAAGGUAGCAGCUCUUUGUUCUCUCACCAUUGGAGACGCAUUAUCCUCGACGAAGCGCACACUAUACGCAACCACAAUACCUCGACUGCGCAAGCAAUAACCGUACUGCAGGCAACUUCUAGAUGGGCAGUAUCGGGAACCCCGAUUCAGAAUAGCCUGCUCGACUUCUAUGGCCUGUUCAAAUUUCUUCACUUCUCCCCAUACGACGACCCAGGAGUUUUCGACGACGACGUCACGAACUUAUGGCGCGUCAAGCCCGCCGAGGAAGCCGCUGAGGCUUUUAAAAAGUUACUCUCGUGCAUCAUGAUACGCCGAACAAAAGCUAUCUUGGAUCUGCCCAUCAGAGAUGACAAACUGAUCCGUGUGCCAUUUAGUCAUGAGGAAGAGAAAUAUUACCGCCAAAUCGAGCGACCCGUCGUUGAUAUGCUGGAUCGUGCCACAGAAAGUGGCUGCCAAACCAACGUACCCUGGAUGACUGCUAUACAACAAAUCAACAAACUUCGUCUUGUUUGCAACCUGGGAAUUUCUACUCCGUCACAAUCUCGUCACUUGCCACAAUCGGGCAGUAUCGAUGAGAGAACGGCUUUGAUGAACGCGCGAUAUUCCAUGGGUGGAGAACUAUGCGCACAGUGCUUACAGCCAGUUGAAGCAUCCGCGUCUGGGGAUGGACUCCGGGAUGCUACACAACCACAGGUUUAUCUUUCAGCUUGCAGCAUAUUUUACUGCGCUGAUUGCUCUGUACUACUCCGAUACCAAUCACCUGAUCCAUGCGAGUGUAUAAAGCAACUGCGACCCUGUCAAAUUCGUCCAUUGGCAUCCUUCUUGCCUACCCCUAGACUUACACCAGUUGGCGAUCUUUCUCCCUCACCAAUGGAGUGGGACCACAGCAACGAUAUUUCAAGUAAAGUAUGGACACUUGUAUCGCAGAUUAAGUCUUGUCCAAACGAAAAACAUGUUGUGUUCUCGUCGUGGACAUCAAGUCUCGAUAUGGUGGAGAGGGCGCUUCGGUGUGACCCAAACCAUAUUAUUGAAUCAGUCCGAAUCGACGGCAAAGUGCAGCUGAAGAACCGCAGCAAUGCCAUACAGCAGCUCCAUCGCAAUCCUCGGAUACGCGUCAUACUAGUCACGAUUGGUUGUGGUGCAUGUGGUUUGGACCUAACAGCCGCUUCGAGGGCACACCUUCUCGAGCCGCAAUGGAACCCAUCUCUCGAAGAUCAAGCACUUGCUCGAAUCCAUCGAUUAGGGCAGACCCGUCCUGUGAUAACCAUACGCUAUGUCAUGGAAGACUCGUUUGAAGAGCACAUUCUCAAAGUCCAAGAUCGCAAGAAGCUGCUCGCCACCACUCUAUUGUCAAAUGGCUCUUCCCUCGAGAAUCUGCGCCAAUUACUUCACGAAAGAAAGGAAGGCCAAUUGUCUUGA
Molecule: messenger RNA, 2685 nt
Organism: Bipolaris victoriae FI3
Lineage: Eukaryota; Fungi; Ascomycota; Dothideomycetes; Pleosporales; Pleosporaceae
Exons: 12
Coding region: 1-2685 (894 amino acids)
Molecular function (GO): ATP binding; ATP-dependent chromatin remodeler activity
Source: RefSeq, a predicted model, not a curated record